AUGGAUAAAUUAUUAUAAAGAGAAAUUAAGAAUCAUUUCUAAAAUGAAAAUUAUAAAGCUGAUGUUAUUGAUAUGAUUGAAAAAGAUGAAGAAUUAAUCAAAAAAUGCUAUGAUAAGAUGGAUGAUGUAAAUAUAAUAGUCUAAGUAGUGGUAAUCUUAAACAGAAGAAGAUUUUCUCAAAAAGAAACUGCAAAUGCUUGGUUUAUGUGAAAAAAAAGGAUUGGAUGGAUAAGUGAUGCUUUAUCCAACUAUAAAGAAACAAAGAGUAUUAAACAGAGAUGAAUUUAAAGGCAUGGUUGAUAGAUUAUAUAAAGUUAAGAAAAUGUCAGACAAUGAUUUUGUUCAUCUUAAUUAAACAGCCAGAAAAUAAAUUCAACAAAUGAAAGCCAAAUAACAAAUGAUCUAAAAAUAAAAAAACAAAAACACAAAAUAAGAAUCAUUCUUCGAUAUGAUAUCAGAUUCUUCUGAAGAUCAAGUUGAAUGAAAACAUUAAAUCUUAUUUAUUAGAUUUUGAUGCCUAU
Messenger RNA from Paramecium sonneborni, 521 nucleotides. The record is from the annotation of a GenBank genome assembly. Lineage: Eukaryota; Ciliophora; Oligohymenophorea; Peniculida; Parameciidae.